Messenger RNA from Erythranthe guttata (spotted monkey flower), 3628 nucleotides. It is a transcript of the gene FKGP, whose product is annotated as L-fucokinase/GDP-L-fucose pyrophosphorylase. The record is from RefSeq and is a predicted model, not a curated record. Gene Ontology annotation, biological process: GDP-L-fucose salvage. Gene Ontology annotation, molecular function: ATP binding; fucokinase activity. Lineage: Eukaryota; Viridiplantae; Streptophyta; Magnoliopsida; Lamiales; Phrymaceae.
AGGUUUCGUGGUGUAGUUGGUUAUCACGUCAGUCUAACACACUGAAGGUCUCCGGUUCGAGCCCGGGCGAAGCCAUUUUGUUUUUUUUUUCUCAUUUCAACUUGCUAACGACGUCGUAUCAACCCAAAUGAUCUCCCACCAUUUUCAGUAAAUUCUCAAACUCAUCGUAAUACUCAAAUCGAUUUCCCGCAGAAAUUUAUUACCCGUAUCUACUUUUUUUUUUUUUUUCACCGAAAACCGUCGGCCGUUCAACGGAGGUGGAGAAAGACAAAUGGAAAGCCGAUCACGGCGGAGCUUAACCAGAUCUAAGGCUGACCUGCCGACGUCACUGCGCCGCGCCUGGUACCAUCUGAGGCUGUCGGUUCGGGAUCCGACCCGCGUACGAACUUGGGACGCCAUCGUAUUGACGGCGGCCAGCCCCGAGCAAGCGGACCUGUACAACUGGCAGCUCAACCGUGCCAAGCGAAUGGGCCGCAUUGCGCCGUCCACCAUUACUCUGGCUGUUCCCGAUCCUCACGGCCAGCGCAUCGGCUCCGGCGCUGCCACUCUUAAUGCCAUUUUUGCUCUCGCCAAGCACCUCCACCAGCUCUCGCUGAUCGAUUCACCUGUAGCAGGCUCAAGCAAACAAAACUCGGAUAAUGAAAUUCCGGUCCAACAACUAGUUGAAUUAAUCAGGAAAAAACAUAUCCUACUGCUUCAUGCUGGAGGAGACUCCAAGAGGGUCCCGUGGGCUAAUCCAAUGGGGAAAGUUUUCCUUCCUCUUCCAUAUAUGGCAGCAGAUGACCCUGAUGGUCCAGUUCCUUUACUCUUCGAUCAUAUUCUUGCAAUUGCUUCUUGUGCGAGACGAGCUUUUCACAACGAAGGCGGACUGUUCAUUAUGACCGGAGAUGUUCUUCCUUGUUUUGAUGCUUUCAGCAUGGUUCUCCCAGACGAUACAGCUUCUAUUAUCACUGUUCCGAUAACUCUUGAUAUUGCUGCCAAUCAUGGUGUCAUUGUGGCAUCCAAGUUUGGGUCAUCGACUGAUGCUCAUUCAGUUUUCUUGGUCGAGGAUUUGCUUCAGAAACCUAGUGUAGAUGAUCUUGUUGACCGCCGAGCAAUUCUAGAUGAUGGCAGAACAUUACUCGACACUGGAAUUAUAGCAGUCAAAGGUACAGCGUGGGUAGAUCUUGUGAUGCUUGCUUGUUCCAGUCAACCGAUGAUAUCAGGACUUUUGCAAAGCAAAAAAGAGGUGAGUUUAUAUGAAGAUCUGGUGGCAGCAUGGGUGCCUGCUAAGCAUGAAUGGUUGAAGGGACGCCCUUUGGGUGGAGAACUUGUCACAGCACUCGGGAAACAAAAGAUGUUCAGCUAUUGUGCAUAUGAUCUCUUAUUCUUGCACUUUGGAACCUCGAGUGAAGUUCUGGAUCACCUCAACGGUACUGGUUCUGGACUUGUUGGUAGGAGGCACCUGUGUUCCAUUCCAGCAACCACUGUUUCUGACAUUGCUGCCUCAGCCAUUAUUAUAUCGAGCAAAAUAGCUCCAGGUGUCUCUAUAGGGGAGGAAUCCCUUGUGUACGAUUCCUCGAUUUCCACCAGUAUACAGAUUGGUUCUCAGUCAAUAGUUGUUGGUGUGAAUGUGCCCGAAGCCCAAAAUAUGGCAAAUGAGACUUCAUUCAGGUUCAUGCUUCCAGAUCGCCAUUGUCUCUGGGAGGUUCCCUUGGUAGGACACACAGAGAGAGUAAUAGUAUACUGUGGUCUCCACGAUAAUCCAAAAAUUUCACUUUCACAGGACGGAACCUUUUGUGGGAAGCCAUGGAUGAAGGUUUUAGGUGAUUUAGGAAUUCACGAUGCUGAUCUAUGGGGUUUAAAGGAAAACAAAGACAAAUGCUUGUGGAGUGCUAAAAUAUUUCCUGUUCUUUCCUACUCAAAGAUGCUGCAAUUGGCAACAUGGCUUAUGGGAUUGAGUAACCAAGAAGAUGAACACGUCCUACAUUUAUGGAAAAUAUCAGACCGGAUCAGUCUAGAAGAGUUGCAUAGAUCAAUCGACUUCUCAAAAAUGUGGUUAAGCUCUACAAAUCACCAAGCAGAUCUUGCAGCAGGGAUUGUUUCGGCUUGCCUUAAUUUUGGCUUACUUGGCCGUAACCUAUCUCAGUUGUGCCAAGAAGUUUUGCAGAAUGAUGUCUCUGGAAUUAAAACUUGUAAAGAAUUUCUAUCAAUUUGCCCUAGGCUCGAAGCUCAAAAUCCUCAGAUUCUUCCAAAAAGCAGGGCACACCAGGUUCACCGUGAUCUUCUACGAGCAUGCAAUGAUGAACAGAUGGCUGCUGAAAUAGACCACAAAGUCUGGGCUGCUGUUGCUGAUGAAACUGCUUUAGCAGUGAGAUACGGCCUUAAAGCUGACUCGUCUCACGAUAGUCUUGUGCAAUCUUUUCAACUCAAGAAAGUGAAGGUGGUGUUACCUGUUCGAGUAGAUUUUGUAGGCGGUUGGAGCGACACUCCUCCAUGGAGCUUGGAACGUUCUGGAUGCGUACUGAACAUGGCAAUAACAUUAGAAGGUUCUCUCCCUGUCGGCACAAUUAUAGAAACAACAAAUAAACCCGGUCUGUCAAUUAACGAUGAUGCAGGAAAUGAAAUAUAUAUCGAAAAUAUUUCCUCCAUCGCACCUCCAUUCGACAGCAACGACCCAUUUCGGCUAGUCAGAUCUGCACUGUUCGUUACAAAUAUUGUAAACGAUAAUAUUUUUCAAUCCACCGGCCUGCAGAUAAAGACGUGGGCCCACGUGCCACGUGGCAGUGGCUUGGGUACUUCCAGCAUAUUAUCAGCAGCAGUUGUGAAAGCUCUUCUGCAGAUAACCGAUGGAGAUGAUAGUAAUGAAAAUGUGACGAGACUUGUAUUGGUCUUGGAACAGGUUAUGGGCACUGGAGGUGGCUGGCAGGAUCAGGUCGGUGGUCUCUAUCCUGGCAUUAAGUUUACUUCAAGUUUUCCUGGAAUUCCACUGCGGCUUCAGGUCAAUCCCCUACUCGCUUCUCCUCAACUGAAUAACGAGCUGCACCAAAGACUUCUUGUCGUAUUUACUGGGCAGGUUCGACUUGCACAAAGAGUGCUGCAGAAGGUGGUGAUUCGCUAUCUACAACGAGACAACCUACUUGUUUCGAGCAUAAGGCGUCUCGUCGAACUGGCAAAGAUUGGGAGGGAAGCUCUGAUGAACUGUGACAUAGAUGAGUUAGGUGAUGUAAUGUUGGAGGCAUGGAGGCUGCAUCAAGAGCUCGAUCCAUUCUGCAGCAAUGCAUUUGUCGAUAAGCUCUUUGCUUUUUCCGAUCCAUAUUGUUGUGGCUACAAGCUUGUCGGUGCUGGUGGGGGCGGAUUCGCAUUAUUGCUCGCUAAAACCGCGGAAUCUGGUAAAGAAUUGAGACGAUUAAUUACCGAAAAUUCUGAUUUUGAUGUUCAGGUUUAUGAUUGGGAGAUUUCUCUUUAGUUUUUGGCCAACUUAUUUUGUGUAUGAGUAUAAUAUGCUGUUUGGUGAUGUAAAGAUAAUUGUAAUUUGUAUCCAUUUAUUGAAAUUCUGAAUAGUGAAUAAUAAUGGAACUACCUCCGACAUACACGUGUCCCCAUAUUAUUGGAUGAACAAAUUCUACGGCGUUAGAUCCUUUCCUCA